AUGAGCAAGUGGCAAGAACAGUUCCGCGCUCAGAUGAUGGCCGAGGGAAUGGAUUUGCCGAUAGAACCACCGGCUGAUCCGACAAGUCAACUCGUUCAACAAACGCAAUCACUCGGGCUUGGCGCUGGCGGCGAUUAUGAUGCGAGUCCAACCGCUCCAUUUUAUCAAAACCGUGGCGGUUAUCGCGGUCGAGGUCGAGGUCGAGGCAGGGGAAGUCGCGGCGGUUUCGACAGCUCGAGCUUCAGCCCACAGCAACAAGGUGGUUUCAAUCAAUGGCAAAAUCAGCAGCCUGGAACACCGAACUCGCCGAACAACUUUAGUCAAAGAGGCGGCGGCUUUGUGCAACAGGGAAAUUUUGGAGGAUAUCCGACAAAUCAAUUCGACGACCAAUCGCCUCGUGGUGGAUAUCAGAAUCGUGGAGGACGCGGCGGGAAUUGGCGCGGUGGAUUUCAAAAUGCAACUAAUUAUGGAGGAGGGCAGCAAUUCGCCGCCGCACCAGCACCGCAACUUUAUCAAAAUGCCACAAACUUUCAACAAUCUCCACAGAAGCCCCAUGGCAGUCCUCGCGGCAGCCCUCGCGGCUUUUUCCCCAACAUAUCGAAACGCUUUGACUCUGGCGCUGUUCGUCCACUUGCUGGCUUCACGGGAAAUUUGCCGGAGAAAUCGGCUGAAGAAGCUACACCACCAGAGAAUCCCAUGUCAUCGGAAGAUUUGGCCUUGUUGAACAAGUUCCUUCAGCGUACAGUCGAGCACAUGCGAGAGGGCACGGUCGAUGUGAAGAAUCAGCAGCAAGAUCCCACCUCACCGCUUCAUUCAAUUCUGAACUUCCGUGAGCUGCGUGUUAAAGAUGACAUUAUCAAGGCGCUCGAUAUGAUGGGAUUUGAGCAACCGUCGAAAAUUCAGGAAUUCGCUCUGCCACUUCUUUUGAUGGAACCACCAACGAACAUGAUCGCUCAAUCGCAAUCGGGAACGGGAAAGACGGCGGCUUUUGUACUGACAAUGUUGAGUCGUGUAGUCCCGGAGAACAAGUAUCCACAAGCUCUCUGCUUGGCGCCCACCCACGAGUUAGCCAAACAAAUUGGCAAGGUGGUUAACGAUAUGUCGCGUUUCAUGCCUGAUGUGAAAGUGCACUUUGCUGUCAAAGGACAAAUGGCGGAUUUUGGCACUAGCCUCACCGAGCAGAUUGUGAUUGGCACGCCGGGAAAACUCGACGAUUACAUUUUCAAAUUCAAAACAUUUGACAUCUCGAAAGUGAAAUGCGUCGUUUUGGAUGAAGCCGAUGUGAUGCUGUGGUCGAAUCCAGGACACAAGGAAAUCUCGCUUAAAAUUUACAAUGCCAUUCAAAAAGUCAAUCCCAAAUGUCAAGCGUUGCUCUUCUCGGCUACAUACGAGGAAGAAGUGAUCAAAUUUGCAGAACAAUUGAUCAAGGACGCCGUGCUAGUGACGUUACGUAAAGAGGAACAGGCGCUACCCAACAUCAAGCAGUUCUAUGUUGAGUGCGCAAGUCGGGACGCGAAAUUUGAGGCAAUCUUCAAUUUGUACACGGGACUAACAAUUGCGUCGGCUAUCAUCUUCUGUCAUACGAUUCAAAGUGCAAAGUGGAUUGCACACAAGCUUUGCGAGAAAGGAUUGGAUGUCGGACUUCUACAUGGUCAGUUAAGCGUCGAAGAGCGCGCAACAGCGAUCCAGCAAUUCCGUGAAGGACACUACAAAGUGAUGAUCACUACCAAUGUUUGCGCUAGGGGAAUUGACGUUUCGCAAGUAUCAAUUGUCAUCAACUAUGACCCGCCUGUUCGACAAAUGACUGGCGCAAACGGAGCAAUAGAAAAUGUGGCCGAUUUUGAAACCUAUCUGCACAGAAUUGGACGCACGGGACGUUUCGGCAAGUCGGGCAUUGCCAUCAAUCUCGUUGACAGCAAGCAAACGCUAAAAUACAUUGAGGAUAUUGAGAAUUAUUUUGAAAAACCAAUCGUCAAGCUUGAGCCGGCGGAUCUGGAGCAAUUGGAGGCAAUCGAGAACGAGGACAAGCAAGGAGAUGAGGAAGAGGAG
This is a messenger RNA of Mesorhabditis belari, 2049 nucleotides long. The record is from the annotation of a GenBank genome assembly. NCBI's taxonomy places the organism in Eukaryota, Metazoa, Nematoda, Chromadorea, Rhabditida, Rhabditidae.